AUGUCGACACGUAGUUUCGAGCUGGUCACCGCGGACGGCACGCUCAUCCACGACAGCCCGUACGUGCACCAGGAUCUCUUCUGGGCGCUCCGUGGUGGAGGCUGUCCCAGUUUUGGAAUGGUGACCAGUACGAAGUACAAACUGCACCCCGAGCAAGCGAUCAACGCCAGCUACUUCGAGGCGUACACGAUCACGUUGGACGCCUUCGUACAGGGGUUCGAAGUCUUCCACAACGCUCAAGGACCGCUCGCACCUGACGGUAUUCGCGCGUACAGUGGCCACCGAACUAGCUUCGCGUGGACAUACAUCAACCUGAAUACCACCAACGUUGACCAGGCCGACAAGUCCAUCACGCCGCUCAUCAACAACGUCGCACAAAUUCCAGGCAAUGGUUCUCCGGACGCCAUAGGAUACAACUACACUGCGGGCGACGUCGUCGCCGUGAACGGUCACACCGUCCCGCGCUUGCUCCCCACCUCCCUCUUCACCGAUGAACCCGUACACCAGCCGAACCAGUCCGCGAUCAACCUCCUCCUUGUGCGCCUCUCCCCCGCUCGGCGGCCGCGACCUUCUCGUCGGCGGCGGCGGCGUCGCGCAGCAUCCUGUCUCCUCGGCGGCCGUGCACCCCGGCGCUCAUCGCUGAUCAACCUCGGCGUACGCGUCGGCUGCCUCAAUGGCGCUCCUCCUCACGCCCGGGAGGCGGCCGAGACCGCACAAACGUAUGAUGACCGGUUCGUGAGCCUGACACGCGCGUGGGGCACGCACUGGAACGAGAUGGGAUACUGGGAGGGUGACUUCACGCGUCCCAUCUCCCUCUUCAUUGAUGAACCCGCACACCAGCCGAACCAGUCCGCGAUCACCUCCUCCUUGUGGGCCUCUCGGCGGUCACAUGGUCACCCGGGUAUGUUUCCGGAAGGCGAGGACAGCGAUGCUUCGAAGGAGCCUGUGAACGUUGUACAACCGGCAGACGACAACUUGAUUAUGCCGAUAUCGGUUCUCUGUCCUCGUAGCAUCCAAGAUGCAAAAUGUUAUCGCCACCUUCUUCGAGGGGUCGAGCACGGUUACUGGCUGGCCGUUAUCCCCGGCCACCGACCGAACAACGCGUCUACCCACGGAACGCGAAGAAGACGGAGCCGCUUUGUCAUAUUCGCGGAAGAUGCACCACACUCCGACGAUGCAGAGGAUCCCAACCUCAUUGCACCCGUAAUGAUCCAUAGCAAAGCGAACUUGUUCUUCUAG
This is a messenger RNA of Punctularia strigosozonata HHB-11173 SS5, 1239 nucleotides long. RefSeq lists its product as uncharacterized. Bases 1 to 1239 code for a protein of 412 amino acids. Lineage: Eukaryota; Fungi; Basidiomycota; Agaricomycetes; Corticiales; Punctulariaceae. The record is from RefSeq and is a predicted model, not a curated record. Gene Ontology annotation, molecular function: flavin adenine dinucleotide binding. The transcript is spliced from 4 exons.